This is a messenger RNA of Gaeumannomyces tritici R3-111a-1, 1176 nucleotides long. RefSeq lists its product as hypothetical. The record is from RefSeq and is a predicted model, not a curated record. The coding region runs from base 52 to 489 and encodes 145 amino acids. The transcript has a single exon. NCBI's taxonomy places the organism in Eukaryota, Fungi, Ascomycota, Sordariomycetes, Magnaporthales, Magnaporthaceae.
GCGCCUGCAGCACAGACUGGCACCAUCUCGUGGAUUCCGUCAAAUGGUCAAAUGGAUUCCAACCCCUCCCUCCAACUCCUCUUGUGCUUCAAAAAAGCAAUGUCUGUUUCUAUUUCCUGUCCACAGAUGCUCCGCCACCUCCCGCCACCCGCGCAGUCGUGCCAUCUGAUAGGCCUCUGGGUCUGCUCGCCAAAACACGUCGAAGCUGGCUGGCCCGAUUCCUCCGCCAGCGCCACUGCUCCGGCCCCGUUUCCCUGCCGCUUGCGAGUUUCACCGCUGCAUGAGGUCAUGGGCUCGCCGCCUGCAGAACCGUGGGCGGAGGUCGCAAUUGAGGAGCAGGGGCCACGGUUAACAGGGCUGGGGUCCCCCCCCGUUUGUGGGACCCAGUCCUCCAAGUUGGCGCGCCUAGGCCUUGCUCGUGCCUUUUGCGGACUACGCUCCCAGUGGGUUACGGACCAAGGUUUCAACCACCAUCUCUGCCGCUCCUAAUUGGGCUGUUGUCGCUUCGCUGAGGCCCUGACCCUGGCCCCUGAGCCAUUGAAGGAACAUCCCGCCUAUCUCCAUCUCGCUCAUCGAUCGCGGCAGCUUCGUCGAUUCGUGCGCCCUCCAAUCACAGCGCCUCUGUUACGCGUUGCACAGACCCCCUCGUUUACAGCACAUAAUACCCACGCUCGAAAGCAAGAGCUUCUCUUCAUCAAACACCGUUUUUCUCGCUUCUUUUUGAUCUUGCGUAAGAUGUUUUGUUUUAUUAUUUGGAGUAACGACUGACAAUUCAUGUUGGCAAGGCCGGCACGAGGCAGCAAGAACAAGUCCAGAAGCUGGAAGUCCUUGGUUGAGAACGAGUGUAGGGGGCGAGGUAUAAAACACAAUCAACGAGAAUGAAGAAGAAAUGAUUGCCAUAGGGAUGGGCGACCGCUGCAAAGACGGCUUCCCAGGAGCAGGUUAUUAGGUCCAGGCGAUAUGGUGUGAAUGUGUGCAUAGUGGCCUCAACAGAACAAACGACUGCAUUACAGGUUCCUGGCCGCAGCUGGGGAAGAGACAGCAAAGACGACAGCCAUUUGGCCAUGCCCUAAAAGAGCGGUGGUGGCGCUGGGGGAGUUUGUAGUCCCUCGGCCACCAUUUGAUCUCACACCAAAACCACCCACUCGCCAUCAACACUUCCAGCGUCAACUUGUU